CAGGAUUGGGUUUUUGAUGUGAACUAGGAAUAUGAAUUGCUCUAUCAAACUCAGCACGUCAUCCUCUUGGUACCCAUAAGGAUCAAUGUGGUCCCAAAAUACAUUAAAAUUAAAUAGACUGGCCCACAAGGGUCAAGUUCUGUUGCAUUGAAUAGGUAGGAGUAGAGAAGUUAAAUUUGUGAUAUAAAAUUGCCAGAAGGAUCUCAUUCUCAUACUCACCAUCAUUUCCUUUCAAUUGCCUCUUAGCAGGUCUCUCGAUCCUUUUCACAGCUUCCCCAAAAUGCCAUCUGUUCCCGAGCCUGUUCCUGGGCUACGAUGGGGGAUUGUCGCUACCGGAAUGAUCGCGUCCUGGUUCGUGAGCGACCUCGUUCUCCCUCGUUCCAACCCUUGCGCAACCCACACAAUCAAGGCAGUCGGCUCCAGCAACACAGCCAAAGCAAAGAAAUUUGUACAAGCCUACAUCCCAUCCACCACACAGUCAGAUGUCUCAUGUUACGGGUCCUAUGAAGAGGUCUACAACGACCCAAACGUAAACAUCGUCUACAUCGCCACCCCGCACGCAUUCCACAAACAAAACUGCCUAGACGCCAUUAACGCCGGAAAGCAUGUCCUCUGCGAGAAGCCAUUCACGAUAAAUGCGCGAGAAGCAACCGCCGUAAUCGACGCAGCGCGAGAGAAAAGUGUCUUUGUGAUGGAGGGCAUGUGGUCGCGAUUCUUCCCCAUUGUAGCCAAGCUGCAGGAAUUACUUUUCAAACAGAAAAUCAUCGGCGAUAUCAACCGGACUUUUGUCGAUUUCUCUCUCGAUAUGCCGCUGGAUGAGCUCCCGGCUACCCUCGGCGCGGGGUCGUUGCUGGAUAUUGGGACAUACUCCCUAACCUGGGCUCUUUUGACUUUGGAGUCUUCACCUGGAGGUUCUCAGGUGCAGCGACCCAAGGUUAGCGCGUCACAGACAUUGGUACAAGGGGUAGACGUUAGUACUUCUGCCCUGUUGUACUAUGCAGACACUGGUCGCCAUGGUCUCAUCUCCUCCUCUUUGCUAUACAAGACCGACGAUGUCUUCGCAAAAGUGGAGGGGAGUAAAGGGACACUGUUUCUUAAGGGCGACACCGCCUCCAUGCCUGAUACAAUAAUUGUGUCCUUGAAGCCAGAGAAUGCGCAAAAGGACAUGGGAGACAAGAAGCCAGCAGCCAGUAACGCGCAGGAUAAGCGGGAGCUACUGUUCAAGUUCGAUGAGCUGUAUGGGGGGAAAGGCUUCUAUCAUGAGGCCGAUGCAACUGCGUUGGACAUCGCUGCUGGGCACAAGGAAAGUAAAACCAUGCCUUUGGGUGAGACGCUGAGAGUGAUGCGGAUUUUAGAUGAGAUUAGGGCCCAGGGGGGUGCUAAGUUCCCUCAAGAUGACUAG
This is a messenger RNA of Aspergillus versicolor CBS 583.65, 1402 nucleotides long. RefSeq names its product Gfo/Idh/MocA family protein. The transcript has 4 exons. Bases 281 to 1402 code for a protein of 373 amino acids. The record is from RefSeq and is a predicted model, not a curated record. NCBI's taxonomy places the organism in Eukaryota, Fungi, Ascomycota, Eurotiomycetes, Eurotiales, Aspergillaceae. Gene Ontology annotation, molecular function: nucleotide binding.